Messenger RNA from Daphnia magna, 4230 nucleotides. Its product is annotated as mediator of RNA polymerase II transcription subunit 15. NCBI's taxonomy places the organism in Eukaryota, Metazoa, Arthropoda, Branchiopoda, Diplostraca, Daphniidae. The transcript has 9 exons. The record is from RefSeq and is a predicted model, not a curated record. Bases 1 to 4119 code for a protein of 1372 amino acids.
AUGGCUGCCAUCGCCACGGAUGGUAGUGGGAUCCAGCAUCGUCAGAAAGGAUUGAUGACGCCAUCCUACCGUCUUUCAUCGCCCUUUAUGAACCGUAAAAUAACAUUUUCAGAGUUGGAUUUUCUUCUACGACACAUGUCUACGAAUUCAACCAAAUCGAGGAAUCGUAAACCAGGAAAAUCGUUUUCUGGUGGUUCAGUGACAGAUGACCAAUGGCGGUUCUAUCCCAUUUCUCCAACACUCGUUGAUGUGCUUCCAUCUAGCGAUGGAAAAUUCAAAAAAAGUUCGACUAAAUCUCGAAGCAUUUCUAGGAUUAAUCCUCGAUUCGUCAAAUUUAAAAUAGUUGACAUCGAAAGCCUUGCACGUUUGAAGCACUCACAAACAAAUCGAACCCACCACAAACGAAAAGAAACGGCCAAUGGAAAAAGAACACGCCCACCGACUGACGAUGAACUAAUAGACGAUAAACACUCAUUAAACAAUACGUACGAUCCAUUUGGAAAUGCAUCUGGUAUUGACCAGACUAGCAGGUCGGGUCCUUAUUGGUUCGGUAUCCGAAGGUUAAUUGGAUCGAAAAUAGGAAUAGGAAGGAUUUUUGGAUACACGAGUUACCCCACCUUUGUCGCUGGACCGCCAGGUCCACCUGGACCGCCUGGACCCCCUGGUCCAACAGGAGUAGGAAUACCUGGUAUACCAGGUGUACCAGGGGUGCCCGGUGCAGCAGGGGCAGCAGGCGCAGCUGGAGCUGCUGGACCCACGGGUGCAACUGGUCCGGCCGGUACAUCAGGAGCAGCUGGUCCAACCGGAGCCAAUGGCCCACCUGGAGCACCGGGUCCAACUGGUGCAACUGGUCCGUCUGGUACUUCUGGUGCUACUGGUCCUCCUGGUCCGUCUGGUUCAGUGGGUGCAACUGGAGCAACAGGCCCAACUGGUCCGACGGGCUCAACAGGUCCUUCUGGUUCUACCGGUCCUCCUGGUUCAUCGGGAGCCAUUGGCGCCCCUGGUGCGUCAGGUGCAGCCGGGGCAUCCGGCCCUCCCGGUGCAACUGGUCCAGCAGGUUCAUCUGGUGCAACAGGCCCAACUGGCCCAUCAGGUUCGGCUGGCCCAACAGGCCCACCCGGUCAAGUUGGUGCAGCUGGAGCUCCAGGAGCUGCUGGGGCAGCCGGUGCAUCCGGUCCCCCGGGUCCACCAGGUCCUACAGGCGCUGCUGGAGCAGCCGGUGCAGCUGGAUCGGCAGGCGCAAGUGGUGCGGCUGGUGCAAUAGGUCCAUCCGGCCCCCCUGGAUCAGCAGGUACACCUGGUCAAGUUGGUGCAGCUGGAGCACCAGGAGCGGCUGGAACAGCCGGUGCAUCAGGUCCACCGGGUCCUCCGGGUUCUCCAGGCACUGCAGGAGCAGCCGGUGCAGCUGGAACGGCAGGCGCAAGUGGUGCGACUGGUGCAACAGGUCCACCCGGUCCUCCUGGACCAGCAGGUGCACCAGGAACACCUGGAGUAUUUGCCGAUUUCGUGACAGAUUCGCUACUUAAGUUUUCGCACGGGCAAAAGAAGAAAGAUGCAGCUAAACCGGGACAACUGGGACCAAAGGCGGGGACGGUUGAAUCGGCUCAACCGUCCGUCAAUGUUCAGCCAGAACCACAAACGACCCAACAUGAAGAGAAAGAAAAGGAACAACAUUUCACUGGAGGAGAACAGUCGGCGGAUGAGAUGGUGCAAGACGAACAUUUAGAAGUCGAGCACCAGGUGGAAGCCGUGAUGUCGGUGCAACCGGAAGAAAAAACAGAGUCGUUUCAAUGGAUACUGGAACACGACAAGAAUCCAAUUAAACUGGUUCUUUCGCUGCACAAAGACAGGCCAACGCAUUCAGAGAAUGCAACGCAACAGUUUGGGUUGAUGCAAUCGGGAGAACAUUCAAGUUCAGUUAAAUUAGACAAAGAUGUGAAGCAAAACGUAACGCCAGUUGAACGGCCACAGCACGUGGAGAAGUCGGGUGGAUUGGUAGUUCAAAAGCCCGGACCAGCUGAGUCAGAGCAAAAAUUAGAGGAAAUAGGAAAUGUACGGCCAAAACCAAUGGAGUUGAUCCAGCUGAGAGAGAAAGUGCAAUCGUACGAUAUCCUACAGCCAGAGCAUAUAUUGGAAUUGAUUGAAUGGAUGCAGCGACAACACGGUUCAGAACCAGAUGAACCAACGAUCAAACACGAAAAGGCCACGCCCGUUGAACCAAUGCUGAUGAAGAAGGAUUCAAACGAUUCCGUGCAAAUGAGAGAAAUAGAGCCAACAUCGGAACGGAUGAAACACGAAGAGAAGUCCAAUGGAUCUGCAGCACUGGCACACAAUUCCGCCUUGCAACCAAAUUUCAUAGCCGUUCAAUUAGCACAAGCCGAACAAGACAAAUCAGAUCGCAUGCAACCGAAUCAAACGUUUCAAGGAAUCAAACAGCAGCAGCAGAAGUUUGUUGAGAUUCUUAAUCCAGGAAAGCCAGAAGUGCUAGAUGAAUCAGGACCGUUGGUGCAAAUUAUGGAACAAUUGGGAUCAUUUCAAGCAGAAGGAAAUGCUAACGCAAUUCAACCGAUGUUGGGGCAUGGUGAGUCAUCGAAACCAGACCAACAAGAACAAUGGGGUAAUCAGGUCGAGUCAUUUGAAUCGAUUCAAGUGGAUCAAAAAUUAACAACAAUCGAAAAUGUCAAUCAACCGGACGAGAACAAGUUGCCUAUUGGAUUGACAUGGCCGAGAAAUGAUGAAUUUGAACCACGACAGCCGGAAACUAGUACGGAAUUCACCGUUGUAGAGCAACCAGUUGAACAGACGACACAAUCAGAGAAGAAGGUCGACGUUCUUGAAGUAAAGCAGCCAGAGAAGAAUUCAACUUUAAUUGAACAGGAGUUACGGGUGAUGCCAAUGCCAUUUAAGGAGCCAUUCGAGACUCACGACCAGGAUGCAGAAAAGCAAUUUACAGCAUCGCCUGAAUUCUUAUUCCCUGACGAAAAUGCAAAACAGUUUGAAUCGAUGCCACAGAAGCCAAUAGAAUCACAGCAGUCGGAACAGAAAGUGGAAACACCUGACCAGACUAAAUCUGAAUGGUUGCAGUCAGAGGAAAAUGGCGACCAAACAACACCUCCAAUGUCAAAGGAGAACGAACGGGUCUUUUCCCCAGACGUGAGUCACAAGCUGAAAGUUGCACAAGAAGAUGAGAAACAUUCGGAAAUUGUCCAGUCGGAUCUUAAAGAGAUGGUACCCCAGCCAACACUGCUGGAACAAGGCACGGAGCUAAUCGACCGUACUAAAGUGGAAGCAAAAGAGCAAACAUCCGAAAGUCUAGCACAAGCGCAGAACAAUGAAACAGUUGAAAUGAUUCAUUCAACGCAGAGGAUGGAAACCCCUGAAUUCAAUCAGUCCAGCCAUAGCGACACAUUAGCCAUCGUCCCAUUUGUUCGAAAAGAAAACCUGACCGAAUCGAUCCAGACGGCGCAGCAAAACGUAGAGCUGGAUGGAAACAUUGAAUCGUUACAGCCGGAGCAUUUUGAAAUUUCCGAAACCAAAAACGUGUCAACGCAGUUGUUAUUAGAAUCAGAGAGAAAGCCUUUAGGAUGGAUAGAAUCAGAGCAGAUGAAGAUGUCCGAUGAAAUUGUGCAUCGACCGGUACGAAACGAGACACCAGUUGAGUCGGACGAGCGAAAAGCUGUGCCACUUGAGUUGAUGCAAUCGCAAGAAAGGGAGCAUCAGGUGAAUUCGUCUGCACGCGGAUACAAGAAGAAACCCAGUGAAUCUGUCAAGCAGGAAGACCAACUUCAAACUGAGCACAUUUCGGUGAAUGGUGAUCAUUUAAAAACCGCAGAGGGAAUCGAGCAAAUGGGACACGAGCUAGAUGAAGAAAUUACCUGGAUAAUGCAAAUUUUGUCAGACGAUGAAUCAAAUCCAGUGGAACAGAAAACGGCCCACGUCGCAGAGCCCACCGACGUGCCCGCAAUCCAUCCAAUAGAGACUCGUGAUGAAGUUGUUAGUGAGGCCGAUGACGCAAAGAUCGAAUCGUCGGAUCUUCUGCGGCAAUUUUAUUCGUCAUACAUUCGUCCGAUCCGGAAGGUUGAACCAGCAGCUGAUCCGAUCACGACAGACGUUCGAUAAGCCUACGAAAAACGUGUGUAAAUUUCAGUAGAAUCAUACUGAGGAUUCUACUAUAUUUUUUCUCAAUUCUCAGUGUACAAAGGUGUCGUGCAUAAUAAAAAUUCAAAAUGA